AUGGCCGCCGCCGGUAGCCAAACCCUCGGCCGGAGCAGCUUCUCCCGCGUCACGUCCAACCCGGCUGCCUCCUCGUCCGGCGCCACCGGCGUCAAGCUUGGCCCGAACGGCGUCGCCUUCGUCUCCUCCGGCAUCCCCGACCUGGACAGGAUUUUGGGUGGUGGAUUCCUUCUAGGCUCAGUUGUAAUGAUCAUGGAGGAUACUGAUGCACCACAUCACCUUCUGCUUCUUCGCUGCUUCAUGGCACAGGGUGUUGUGCACAAGCAGCCCCUGCUCUUUGCAGGGCCUAUGAAGGAGCCACGGUUGUUCCUUGGUACUUUACCUGCUCCGGUUUCAUCUUCAAAGGAGGAUGGGCGGCACAGAGCGAUGGGGAUCGGGGGAAGUAGCGAUGGACAAGCAAAUGAUGAGGGAUUGAGGAUAGCUUGGCAGUACAAGAAAUACUUCGGAGAUGAGAAGACUUCUCGUGCUGAACAUAAAGACAAUAAGCAGGAAUUUAACACUGAUUUUGAUUUGAGGAAGCCCCUGGAAAGGCAUUUACUUAAUGGACAGAAUAUUGAAUGCGUAAGCACUCAAGAAGCAGACACUCUAAACAACCUCCAGGAUCGUUGUUCUGCUUUCUUAUCCAAGCUUCCAAGAAAAGAUGGUGGAAGUUUAACUGCUGGGAGAAUUGCUAUACAAUCACUCUGUGCACCGCAUUGUGGAUACUUUGAGAAGGACUGGGACAUGGUCUCAUUUAUCAGAUCAGUGAAGGCCAUGGUGCGGUCAUCUAACUCAGUCGCUGUUAUAACAUUUCCGAGUACGGUUCUGUCAAAUUCAUUCUGUAAGAGAUGGCAGCACCUGGCAGAUACACUGCUGUCGAUCAAAGCAAUUCCAGAUGAGGACAACGACUUGGCAAAACUCCUCACAGGAUACCAAGAUAUGGUUGGUUUUUUGCACGUCCACAAGGUGGCGCAAGCUAAUAGCCAGGUCCCUGUGAUCUUAGAGGCGUCCACACUUUCUCUGAAGCUGCGAAAGAGGAGGUCGCUGGUGCUAGAACGGUUGAAUCAGGCUCCAGUGGACGGGUCAAGUGGGCCUUCUGCUGCUGCAUCAGGCAGUUGCUCGUCGUCACAAGGUCCACAACUCGAUUUCUAGUUUGGAUUCCGAUGGUAUGGCCGGUUCUACGAAGAGGAGCUCGGCAGUGUUGUGUACUUGUUACUCUGGGUAAAAUGCAACCUUAGGAGGCUCAGGUUUUAGAUAGGAGGCAGUUUGAUGGUUCACCCGUUACUGUAUCUAUCAGCUUGUUGUACACCACUUUCAAUAGCAUUCGAACAGGCUAAACUUGUAUAUUACUCUCCCCUGAUGGAAGGUAACUUUCCAAGUUA
Molecule: messenger RNA, 1361 nt
Organism: Panicum virgatum (switchgrass)
Lineage: Eukaryota; Viridiplantae; Streptophyta; Magnoliopsida; Poales; Poaceae
Product: elongator complex protein 4-like
Exons: 8
Coding region: 1-1131 (376 amino acids)
Biological process (GO): tRNA wobble uridine modification
Cellular component (GO): elongator holoenzyme complex; cytoplasm; transcription elongation factor complex
Source: RefSeq, a predicted model, not a curated record